AUGGAAAUCUCAAGUGGAAAGUCGCGCUCCCUGUCCCAGGUUCGGCCGCUCUCAGGCAAGGAUUUGUGGAGGAAGCGGGGAUCUGUUUCCACGGACUGUGCGUCUCUGUCAUCCGCCGAAAACGACGAAAAUGAGCACCCAAAUUUGAUGGACGUGGAUGAGAACGAAAUUGUAAGUUCGAGACUGUCGUCUUGAGCCUUUAACAACCAUAGCUGUAUAGAUAAUUGAGUAAGGGGUCAUAGAAGGGUCGUUUGUAAAGAUGUGACUCGGAUAGCAUACCAUUUUCGUGGUUGACUCAUCUUUAUUUACAUUCCAAAGUACAACUGUGUGGGUUAAGUUUCGGCUUUUCUACAAUGUCUCAUUAGAGCUAUGCUACAGUAAGAUUUGUUACUUUAAUAUUUCUAGGUGAUCCCAAAGGAACGCCGUUUGUCAGCCACAGUGUCAAUUGACCUUCCAACUGGACCCCAGAAACGUAAUUUUCCUCCGCCAAUUCGCCGUUCUCAUUCCGGCAGAAUGAGUCUUCCAAGGUAAGUUAUAGUCAUCGGUAACAAUAGACGAUUACUUGCUAGUACUGGUUAUUAUUUUUAGCUCUCUUUUUACGUACGUUCUGAGUAUAGAUUUAGUUUCAACUUUUUUCUUGUUUUUCAAAUAGUAUAGCCGUUCGUUUUUCGGGACGUCUUAACUUGUUAGUACUACUUUUUUCUUUGUCAACACAACCACAAUAUUAUUUUCUCUGCAGAUUCCUGACAUCUUUCGGCCCUCUUUUUUCUCGGUUUGAUUGAAAUUCUAGACGAAAGAACGGCCGAAACUUCCUGGGUUAAAAAAAUGGUUGUACUAAUAGAUCAGUAGGACAAGGUCAAUUUAAGUUUAGGUUACUCGGUUUAUAUAGACAUCUAACUGACGGAAAGGAUGAUUAUUGAUGAGGUAUCAAAGUAGUCUUUAUAAUGACUAAUCGCUUUUUGAAAACGCCUCAAGAGAUCUAGCUGGCGUCGAAAAUAAUAUAAACAGCUCGAAGUAAAGUCAAAACAAAAAGCGGGCCAAAUCUCUUAUCAAAAAUAUAAUUUAAUGACGAGUUAUGAAGAUUUCAUUGUAAUUUGAGGCAUUUCAGUAUCAGCAAUAAUUUCGGAGAAGAUGAACCACUCGUUUUCCCUAAGGACAUUGCCUGGGAUUGGCCAUUUUGCAACGAAGGUACGUCUCAUCAUAAAAAAGGAUUAAUUUCUUCCUCCGACCCCUCCAGAAAUGACUUUAGCCGUCGCUAUUCCAAGAAUCCCAUGUAUUCCCAAUCUGUUUUUAUAUUUACGAAACACCCAACUUUACGUGAUCUAAAUUCCACUGGCUCUUUUUUUAUCACCACCCACAUGGGCCCUUGCAGUGUUUGCCAAUUUUUGACCACAUGUUUUUUUAUUUUCAGGAGUCGCCCGAGGCGUUUUUACCGAAGAGAAGUUUAUGAUAUGCCUUCCAUUCAACAAUGGAGGGACAGGCGAAGGGUACGGCAAUGUGAGUUUGAUUUGAUGAAGGCAGUACGAUUGUUUAGACCAAAAAAUUUGAAAAGAUCUCGGAAUGCAACUUCAGCUGGACGAUUGGUCUUUCAAAUGGAGGAGAAUUUGGAACGGGAUUCUGGAGAAUGGAGCUGGAAAUUAUCAGAAAUCUGAACAUGUUGGCUUUGAUCGUCUCCAGGUAGGACAACAUCUGUAUAAAGUUUGCGCAACGUCGUACAUUCUCUUAUUCAUCUCAAAUUUCAGAGAUAUUUCUCGUUCCGAAGAGACCUCAAAACGUCUGAAAAGAGUCCGUAAAGUCUAUAAACUGCCCGAUCAUUACGACAUCCGGACCCUUACAACCACAAACUACGACUUUGCGAUUGUCCUGGAAGCCACGCGAAGGCCUGUCCGUCGUUUCAGACGACCAAUGUCUCUGAAACGAGCCGAUUCUUUCCGUUAA
Bursaphelenchus xylophilus (pine wood nematode) is the source of this 1938-nucleotide messenger RNA. The record is from the annotation of a GenBank genome assembly. NCBI's taxonomy places the organism in Eukaryota, Metazoa, Nematoda, Chromadorea, Rhabditida, Aphelenchoididae.